AUGGGAACCACUCUACUCAGGUUCAAGAUAGAUGACAGUGACCUUAAGAAUAAAGGAGGCAAGCCUACUGUUAGAGUUUCUAACGUUGGCCACGCAUUGCAUGUCUGGCUCAAUGGAGAAUACCAUGGAAACGGACAUGGUAGCCAUGAUGAGAAGAGCCCACGGACGGUUUUCCACACUCGGGAUGUUGACAUCACAAAGAGUUUGGACUACUCAUCUGCAAUAGCCGUUCUCGGAUUCUCACUCAUCGUAUCCAUCCUAAAAACCUUUGAUGUUCGGGUGGAGGCUGCAAGAGUCAUGGUAUCCGCUCCAGUACUAGCUUUAGUCACCACCCACGUACUGUACAUUAACUUCUACAAACUUUACUAUGGUUGGAACAUGAUUGUGUGUGUGGCCAUGGGAGUCGCUCAGCUUUUCCUAUGGGCAAGAUGGGCAGCUGUUUCUAGGCAUCCUUCUAAUUGGAAACUAUGGGUGGCUGUGAUAGCUUCAGGUUUAGCUAUGCUUUUAGAUAUAUAUAACUUCCCUCUGUAUGGAGGCUACUUUGAAGCUCACUCUAUUUGGCACCUCGCCACAGUUCCUCUAACCAUUCUCUGGUGGAGUUUUAUUAGAGACGAUGCUGAGUUCAAAACUUCUAGUCUUCUCAAGAAAUCUAAGACAAAGGUGAAGUAA
Messenger RNA from Brassica napus (rape), 669 nucleotides. Its product is annotated as post-GPI attachment to proteins factor 3-like. Lineage: Eukaryota; Viridiplantae; Streptophyta; Magnoliopsida; Brassicales; Brassicaceae. Gene Ontology annotation, cellular component: endoplasmic reticulum membrane. The record is from RefSeq and is a predicted model, not a curated record. Gene Ontology annotation, biological process: GPI anchor biosynthetic process. The transcript is spliced from 6 exons. The coding region runs from base 1 to 669 and encodes 222 amino acids. Gene Ontology annotation, molecular function: hydrolase activity, acting on ester bonds.